UUGGCAGAGGUCAAACGGGCUAACUGGUUGACCUUGGACAAAGACCUUGAAGGUCACGGUCAAUUUGACGCUGUUCUAUGCCUUGGCAGUUCAAUAUUACAUCUUGUUGACCGACCACCAGAACUCAAGCUCCAUCGACAAUGUCUGAACAACUUCCAGAAGUUCCUCAAACCGGGCGGCUUGCUCUUGAUCGAUCACCGUAACAUCGAUUCGAUGAUGGAUCGGGGGAUCGUCGUGAAUAAAAACGUGUAUCAUAAGGAGGAUACAUUACCAGGCGUUUCGACGAAAACCAUCACCGUUGAUGGCGUCCCAACUCAAGUGGAUAUAAUCUACGACAUGCUUAUGAAGGAUGGCGACACGGGAAACAACGGCUUCAAUAAAAUCGAAAAGGUUACUAUGCCUUUGGCUCCCGUCCAUGUUCACAAAUUUACCGCGCUUCUCAAAGACGUAUUUGGAGGAAAUUGCACAUACACCCUCUACGGCGAUCUGGAGGAAGUCAACAACGGGAACACAGAAAACAUAGCGUAUUUUCAACACGUCGUACAUGAAUAAAUAUCAUAGAAAUUGUCAUUCAAGGGGAAGUUCACCCUGACAAACAGAUAAUUGUAAAAAUAGCAGGAAAAUAUUUUAAAAAUAUUGGCUUGGGGAAGAUCCAUUAAAGAAUAACAAAGUUAUUAGAAUUUUAAUUACUUGAUUUCUGACGUCAUGCAAUGUAUGGUAAAAAAGUGAUUUUCUCCGAAAAUUCAAAUGGUUUUUAUUCUGUUUUCAGUGUAUCAAUACACAAAUGAUUUCACACCCGUUUAAAAAAUGAAACAUAAGUUAUAAAGUUAUACGAAUCAUUACAAACAUUAAAUUUAUGCAGUUCAUUAUAUGACGUAUCGGGCAGCUGCUCAUUUAUGACAUCACACAAAAUCUUGACAUUGUAAUAUCUUUCUUAAACUUAAAUAGAUUUUUAUUAGACCUUCACCAAUACUUUUUUUAUUGCUUUCCUGCUAUUUUUACAACUAAAUCUUCGUCAAGGUGAAUUUCCCCUUUAAAAAUGCGUGAUAUUUAGUGAGUUGCAUUCAGAUAAUGGUAAAAGCAAUAGAAAAUGGAAUAAAAAAGAGGGAAAUAUUAUGGAAAUAUUUGGAAACUUUUCAUGAAACAAAUAUUCAGUCAUUUUCACUUACAAGCUAUAUAUAAGCCUGUGAAAUCCAUUCAUCUGAUUGGCUUAGAACAACAAAGUUGGUGAAAAUCUCUGAGUGAUUGCUCCGUGAAAUGCCUCCCCUCUAUUAUGCCUUCCUAGAUGCAGCUGAUUACAUCAAAUCAUUUAUCAUUCCAUUUCAGUAUACUCUAAUACCUAGUCCCCACUUUCACGAGCAAUUUGUCCCACGAUUGAAACAGUGAUGUUAAAUGCGGAGUGAACCCUAGGUGGUCUCUCAAUGACUGUGUGUUGCAAAUGCACAGUCUCAAGAUAUACGUUUUCAUAUAUCUGCUAAUACUACUGAGAAUAAAUUGACCUAUAAUUGCAUUAUUUUGUAUAGCAAAACAAGAAUUUUUUAGAAGAAAAAUAACAGUUUUUUUAUACUUUGUAACACAAUUAUUGCGGUAUAAAUGUAAAGAGUAGAUAAUUAAAGUGUUAUGAUUCACGCGGGUCUAUAUUACUAGACUACACUAGCAUUAUGCGUCUGGAAAAUAAGCAGGUAUGAGUACUUGAGGACUCGAGGUGGCGCUAUUGGUUCGCAUCUGCUUUCAUCGUGUAAUUAUCGUACUGCUCGUAAUAAUCAGUCGUGUGAUUGCCAAUCUUAUACCUUA
Molecule: messenger RNA, 1794 nt
Organism: Lytechinus variegatus (green sea urchin)
Lineage: Eukaryota; Metazoa; Echinodermata; Echinoidea; Temnopleuroida; Toxopneustidae
Product: glycine N-methyltransferase-like
Exons: 3
Biological process (GO): one-carbon metabolic process; regulation of gluconeogenesis; protein homotetramerization
Cellular component (GO): cytosol
Molecular function (GO): S-adenosyl-L-methionine binding; glycine binding; identical protein binding
Source: RefSeq, a predicted model, not a curated record